AUGGAAAGAUAUGGAAAUGAACUGGCUUUUUUAGACGCAACAUAUCGCACAACUAGAUAUGCCCUUCCGCUAUUUUUUUUAGUUGUCAAAACAAACAUUGAUUACCAAGUUGUUGCAAUUUUUGUUUGUGAAAAUGAAACCACAGAAGCUAUAGCAAAAGCACUAAUGUGCAUUAAAGAAUGGAAUCCAUUAUUUUAUGACAGAUUAUUCAAACGAGGAAAUAAAUGCACUCGAAUAUGUGUUUCCAGAGAGCAAGCUUGGGAAAGAUGGCUGUCAAAAACCAUAAAUGGAUGCUGCCUUGUGAAAGAUCAAGUUAAAAAAAUGCUUCGUGAUAUUGCACAUGCAAAAACAGAAGAUAUUUGUCAAAAGGCAGUUCAAGGGCUCCAGGAAUCACAAGUAUGGAAAAUACACCAAAAACUCGCUGAGUAUUUAACAAACACUUGGUUACCUAUCCAAAAGAGAUGGGUGUUUGCUUACAGACAGGAUCGUCUCCUGCUGAAUGUUAACACUAACAAUGGAACUGAGAGGCAGCAUCAAUCUUUUAAAUAUAGUUUUUUAGAAAAACGAAAGAAUUCUUCAAUAACAGCUAUGCUAAGUAUUUGUAUUGAAGAAUUUCUUCCUCACAAAUUUGACAACUAUUGUGAUAAAAAUAAAAAAGCACAUUCAUCAUAUAGAAAAUACAAUGCAAAAAUUCCGCCAUAUUUGAUUGAUCGUCCACGACCUUUGGUAAAACAUUGCAUGCAUUUAAUUGAUACAUUAAAAGGCCUUGACUUACAAGGCAUUAAUGCUGUAACUGACAAGAUAUACAACGUUGCUUCAUUUGAUUCAAAUAGUCGAGAAAUCUAUAAAUGCUAUCUUGGUGGUGAUAAACAUUUGCCUAGUUGUUCUUGCCCUGCCUGGUUUAGUAGUCCAUACCCAUGCAAGCAUUUUUUUGCUAUUUUUAUAAAAGAAAAUCUCUCCUGGUCUGCAUUUGGUAGCUUAUACAGAAAUUCACCAUAUUUUAGCCUAGAUUUAUUGACAGAUGAAAAUAGCCAUGCAACCUCUGUAGUAUGUCAAGAUUUUUUUCAUCCUAACAAUGUUGGUAUUCAAAAUAAUGCUGUCGGACAUGAAACACAAUUGUCUAUACCUCUUGAACCUCAACCGUUUCCAAAUGUACAAGGAAUGAAUUUUAAAAGUACGAUUGCACCAAAUAAAAUUCAAAGUAGUCACUCUAUAAUAACAUGUCGUGAGCUAUUAAGCGAAAUCACUCAGAUGUCUUAUCUAUGCAACUCUCAAAAAAAUGUGGAUCUGUUGUUUGAAGGGCUUUAUAAAUUGAAAACUGACUUAGUUAAAAGCAUUACAAGUGAAAAUGGAAUUCUUUUGCGUCCAGAUAAUAAACCAGAUACUUGGAGCAAGACUGAAAUUAAUUCAACUAGACUUUGUCAUCUCCCAAUUAGACGAAAAAGGAAGAUGACUAAACGAGUUGGUGUCAAGUAUGAUGUUUACAAAGCAGCCUCAGAUAUGAGUGUAGUAACAAAAAAAGUUUCUUUACUUUCUGAGAUAACCACAAAUCACUCCAUAAACGAAAGUUGUGAUAUUUUUACAGUUCCAAUUGAUUCAAUAAAGACUGAUGAAAAAUUAUCUGAUGAUAGCAAUGAGUUGCUUGAAGGCAACAUAAAAGAUGAUGGUAACCAUAUUCAAAGGACUGUUCAGAGUGUGCAAUAUCUGAAAUCUUCUUUGAUUGGAAAUUUAGAAAUGAAUGAGAUAGAAAAUGAUGAAAUGCUUAAUGAUAAAGUUAUUCAUUAUUGUCAACAAGUCAUGUCUAUGCAAUUGGAUAUUGAUGUUGGUCUGCAGGAUCCUAUUAAAGGUCAAGUCCUAGCUUUUAACAUCCAUCCGAACACCCCAUUUGUCCAAGUUCUUCAUGAUGGAAAUCUCCACUGGAUUUGUGUGACCACAUAUGGUUGUGCUGCAGGAGAAAUAUAUAUUUUUGAUAGUCUUUUUCAUGGUGCAGUUAGUUUUGACACAAAAAGGCAAAUAUGCUCUAUUUUACAAUGUGAUAAAAAAUAUCUUAUGAUUAAAGUAUUGCCUAUUCAACAACAAACUAAUGGUGUUGAUUGUGGACUGUAUGCUAUUGCUUGGGCUAGACAAAUUCUUGAAGUGAAGGGAAUACCUUCCACUUCUCUAAUGUUUGAAGAAAGUGAAAUGAGAAAGCAUUUCCUUAUGUGUAUACUAAAGAACCGGUUAGAUGUCUUCCCUACCACAAUCAAUCCAGCUAUGUUUAAAAAAUGUGCAGCAAAGGACUUUCGUAUACGCUUGCAUUGCUCUUGUCGCAUGUUUUGGACCCAUAAAGAUGAGAACAUUUUUAGCAGGCAAAUGGCUCAAUGCUUUACUUGCAAAGAAUGGUUUCAUCGGCAAUGUGAAAGAAUUCCACAGAGCGCUUAUGAACAAGAAGAUGAGCUCUGGUAUUGUCAGCAUUGCAACAGUAUAGCAGACAUUAAUACUACAAAUGAAGUAUAAUAUCUGAAACUGUCAUGACAUUCUUAACAAAGAAAUAAUAAAAAUUAGGUUUAUUCCUUACUUAAUAUAUGACCUUGUUAUACUAACCAUCAGGUAUUGAUUUUUAAUAAUUAUUAUUAAUAAAUCUUAUUUAGAUUU
Hydra vulgaris (swiftwater hydra) is the source of this 2634-nucleotide messenger RNA. RefSeq lists its product as uncharacterized. Gene Ontology annotation, molecular function: zinc ion binding. NCBI's taxonomy places the organism in Eukaryota, Metazoa, Cnidaria, Hydrozoa, Anthoathecata, Hydridae. The record is from RefSeq and is a predicted model, not a curated record.